Eucalyptus grandis is the source of this 1754-nucleotide messenger RNA. RefSeq names its product probable metal-nicotianamine transporter YSL7. Gene Ontology annotation, cellular component: membrane. Gene Ontology annotation, molecular function: oligopeptide transmembrane transporter activity. The coding region runs from base 36 to 1754 and encodes 572 amino acids. NCBI's taxonomy places the organism in Eukaryota, Viridiplantae, Streptophyta, Magnoliopsida, Myrtales, Myrtaceae. The record is from RefSeq and is a predicted model, not a curated record. The transcript has 5 exons.
UCUGUCUGGCUUUUCUUUUUUUAUAGCCUUGAGAAAUGAUAAGGUUGUGUAGUUACUCUAGUUUACUUCUGCAAACAGGUGGUUUUGCAACCUAUUUUAUUGCCAUGAGUGACAUCGUCGCGAAGCAGUUGCCAGGACCAGUCGAUGCUAAAGACAUCAAGAAUCCCAGCUUCGGGUGGAUGGCACUGUUUCUUUUGCUCUCUAGUGCUGCCGGCCUAUUCAUUAUAUUGCCUCUUCGAAAGUUCUUUAUCAUUGACAAGAAGUUGCCAUUCCCAACCGGAUCUGCAUCAGCUAAUUACAUAAACAGCUUCCACGCUCCCCGGAGUGGCAAAAUGAAUGGCAGGGAGCAGAUCGAAAAACUGAGGAGAUUCUUCACGAUUAGCUUUCUUUGGAGCAUAUUUCAAUGGUUAUACAGUGGAGGUGACUCAUGCGGAUUCACAAACUUCCCCACUUUUGGACUCAAAGCAUUUGAAAGGAGCUUCUAUUUUGACUUCUAUUCAGCAUAUAUUGGCAUUGGAAUGAUGUGUCCAUUCGAAAUCACCUAUUCACAAUUGCUCGGAGCAAUCCUCUCGUCAGGUGUAUUGUGGCCUUACAUAGAGACCAAGAGCGGUGACUGGUAUCCUGUAGAAGACGGUGGCUAUCAACCUUAUAAGGUCUUCAUUGGCCUCUCCAUCAUGAUUGGUGAUGGAGUCUAUAACCUGAUAAAGAUCAUUGUUAUUGGGUUGAUCAAGCAUAAGAACAACGAUAAUUCUCCUGCCUUGCCUGUCGAGAACCCCAUCCAUGGGAAAAACCCUGUACCCUAUGAUGAAGAGGUUAGAACCAAAACCUUCCUCAAGGACCAAAUUCCAAAGAGAGUGGCGAUCGGUGGCUAUGUCGCAAUAGCUAUUAUAUCCGUAGUAGUUUUCCCAUUCAUCUUCCCCGGACUCAGGUGGUACCAAGUGUUGACCCUCUACCUGAUAUCCCCCUUGGUAGGAUUGUGCAGAGCCUACGUGACCGCUUUAACCGACAUGUCGAUAUCAACAGUUCUUCUGAAGUCAGCUGUCUUAAUCUUCGGUUCAUGGGCUGGAAAGUCCAGUGGCAGCAUCCUAGCCACGCUCGCCGUUCCUGGGAUACUCCUGCAUUUCGUGGAGGUAGCUUCCAAUAUGACGGAGUCCUUCAAACUAGGCUACCUAACCCUUUCCUCCCCCAAGUCCAUAUUCUUGAGCCAACUGAUUGGGACUUUAGUGGGCUGUUUUGUCGCUCCUUCCUUCUUCUUGUACUUCAAGAACCGCUACCCGGAUGGGUUUGGAACGCCUAAUUCUAUCUUUUCAGCUUCCGAGGCCAGCUAUGGUAGAGAUACCGCCAUGCGUGCAACAAAUGGGCUCUCUACACUGCCAAAGCAUUGCCUCAGCCUCUCUCUGGCGUUCUUUUUUGCGGCCAUUCUCGUCAGCUUGCUCAGAGACUCGAUGCCAAGGAAGUGGAAGAGUCUGAUACCGAUACCCAUGGUGUUCGCCGUGCCAUUCAACCUUGGAGCCUAUCUCAGCAUCGACAUGUGCGUCGGGUACCUGAUCUUCUACUUCUGGAGAAGGAAGAACAAGGCCCAAGCCGAGGCGCUGGCCCCUUUCGUCGGGUCAGCACUGAUGUUUGGAGAUGGGUUGUGGACGUUUCCCAGUACUGUACUCAGCAUGAGGAACAUAAUUGCGCCAAUGUGCAUGAGGUUUCUGUCCAAGGAGGAGAGUGCCCAAGUUGAAACUUGCCUCAGCAGCGGUUCUUGA